AAACACAAACAGAUUCACAAUCUAAAACCCCCAAUUCUAAACCCUCGAAAUCCUUACACAAACAUACUCUCAUUGAGAUCAUUUCUUCGCCAUCCAAAAUCAGAAUUAAACAAAAAUGUCAAAGUUACCAUCAUCACUAAGAACCACCACCAAAAACACCCAAUUUUCUUCACCAAUUAAAUCCUUAAUUACACCAAUUCAAGAUUCACAAUCUCAACCUAAAUCAAUCACCAAAAAACCACCACCCACCACCAUAAACAACAACCACCACCGCCGCCGCCCACCACCGCCUCCGCCAAUAGUCUUCACUUCCCCUGACAUCACCGCCGCCAAAACCCAUUUCACAGCUCUCACCACCACCGCAAAGCACCCAUCUUUACUAAACAACAGGUUUUGCAAUUUAGUCCUUCAAUCUUUCACUAAUGUCUCUUAUACCCUCCAAGAUUCAAUUUUUUUUCUUACCCAUAUGAAAAAGACUCUUCCUUUAUUCACCCCUGAUAAAUUUACUUACCAUAUUUUGUUAUGUCAAUCUUGCAAGAAACCCGACCCGAAUCUUGGUAAUGUGGGUCAAGCUUUAACCUUUAUGGCCUCAAAUGGGUUUGAACCGGAUAAAAUGACUACGGAUAUCGCGGUGAGGACUCUUUGUAGUACCGGGCAUGAGGAUCACGCAAUUGAGCUGAUUAAAAAGCUUUCAAAUAGUGAGGUAACGAAACCCGAUAUUUAUACGUAUAAUUUUAUGGUGAAAUGUUUAGUUAGGACUAAAAGUUUAAGUGGUAUUAGUUCGUUUAUUAAUGAUAUGAGAGAAGAUUUUAAGGUAAAGCCGGAUUUAGUGACUUAUACUAUUUUGAUUGAUAAUGUAUGUAAUGGGAAGAAUUUACGCGAGGCAAUGCGAUUAUUAGAUAUUUUGAAAGAAGAAGGGUUUAAGCCCGAUUGUUAUCUUUAUAAUACGAUUAUGAAAGGUUAUUGUAUGUUAAGUCAAGGAGGUGAGGUUUUGAGGGUUUAUAAGAAGAUGUUAGAGGAAGAGCUAGAGCCUGACUUAGUUACGUAUAAUACGUUGAUUUUUGGGUUAUCGAAGUCGGGUAAGGUUAAAGAAGCCAUAAAGUUUCUUAACGAGAUGGCGAAAAUGGGUCAUUUUCCUGACGUGGUUACUUACACUUCGUUGAUGAACGGUUUGUGUAGAGAAGGGAAUGCGCUUGGUGCGUUGGAAUUGUUGGAACAGAUGGAAAUUAAAGGGUGUAACCCGAAUGAGUGUACUUAUAAUACUUUGCUUCAUGGGUUGUGUAAGGGGAAACAUUUGGAUAAAGGGGUUGAGUUAUAUGGUGUAAUGAAGGAGAAUGGUAUGAAGCUUGAGUCAGGGUCGUAUGGGACGUUUUUGAGGGCGCUUUGUAAGAGCGGGAGAGUUGCAGAAGCUUAUGAAGUGUUUGAUUAUGCUAUAGAGAGCAAGAGUUUGACAGAAGUAGUUGCAUAUACUACAUUAGAGAGUACACUUAAGUGGUUGAAGAAAGCUAAAGAGCAAGGCCUUGCUGUUUGAUAAUUAGGUCGGUGUGCUCUAUAUCUUCAUGUUUUUACUUUAUAUGUAUUCACUAUAUAGAUUGGUUCGUCACUUUAUGUAGUUUUUCUUAUAGAUACCCAACCCCAAUCAUUUAUGUUCUAUAACAUAGAUUACAUAAAGAAGCGAAUCGGCUCAUUUUUUGGCUGGAAAUAGUGGAAUUUCUUCCCUGA
Molecule: messenger RNA, 1722 nt
Organism: Erigeron canadensis
Lineage: Eukaryota; Viridiplantae; Streptophyta; Magnoliopsida; Asterales; Asteraceae
Product: pentatricopeptide repeat-containing protein At2g17670
Exons: 1
Coding region: 116-1531 (471 amino acids)
Molecular function (GO): protein binding
Source: RefSeq, a predicted model, not a curated record